Molecule: messenger RNA, 606 nt
Organism: Pecten maximus
Lineage: Eukaryota; Metazoa; Mollusca; Bivalvia; Pectinida; Pectinidae
Product: acetylcholine receptor subunit beta-type unc-29-like
Exons: 1
Coding region: 1-606 (201 amino acids)
Biological process (GO): monoatomic ion transport
Cellular component (GO): membrane
Source: RefSeq, a predicted model, not a curated record
AUGAUAUUACCCCUGUGUAUGAUGACGGCGAUCAACUCCUUCGUAUUCAUACUUCCGGUUGACUCUGGUGAGCGAGUUGGGUUCUCCAUUACAAAUCUCCUGUCAAUUGCUGUAUUUCUCACGAUUGUGACAGAAGCUCUCCCGGAGGCGUCCAUGCCUCAGAUAUCCAUACUGUGCUAUCUUCUACUCACUCAGAUGGCUAUGAGUGUAUUAAUUAUGCUUCUGACCAUCCUCUCGGUCAAGGUCUACCUAUCAGAUGAGGAGAAAGUACCACAACAUUACAUCAAAUUCGUUAAUAUUAUGGGAUAUAUUAAGUGUCGGAAGAACAAAUCCGAAACCGCCAUAGUGACACCAACAGAGAUAAGUGUAACAUCCGUGUCACGUGAUACGAAUGAAAAGAAAGAUGUUUCGCGAAAGAAAACUCCAGCUGAACAGAAAAAACCUACGACAGCGGAAUACACCACGUCUAAAAGUGAUGACGAAGUUGCCAUCACAUGGAAGACAGUGGGAAAGGCAUUUGAUAAGGCGAGUCUUCUGUUUAUCAUCAUGACGUCUCUGGUCAUCAACAUGGCCUUUAUGGUUUACCUGAUCCAAGCUUACUUCUGA